Serinus canaria (Common canary) is the source of this 3456-nucleotide messenger RNA. RefSeq names its product haloacid dehalogenase-like hydrolase domain-containing 5. The record is from RefSeq and is a predicted model, not a curated record. Gene Ontology annotation, cellular component: mitochondrion. Bases 91 to 1560 code for a protein of 489 amino acids. NCBI's taxonomy places the organism in Eukaryota, Metazoa, Chordata, Aves, Passeriformes, Fringillidae. Gene Ontology annotation, biological process: glycerophospholipid biosynthetic process. The transcript has 8 exons.
GCUGACGUUGGCCCGUGACGCGUGUGACGCUGCCCCGUGAGUUCACGCCGGGCCGGGCGGGGCGGUUGCCGGCCCCGCACUCCGCUCGCCAUGCGCCGGGCGCUGCCGCCGCUCCGCGCCCUGCUCGGGGCCGCCCGCCCGCCGCGGCUCCCGGCGCCCCGGGGGAUGUGCGGCCCCUUGGCCGGGCGGAGCGGGCACAGCGCGCUCAGGGGGCUGCCAUCCUUUGGAUUCCUCUUUGACAUCGACGGGGUGCUGGUGCGGGGCAGGACCCCCAUCCCUGCUGCCAGAGCCGCCUUUCGCAAGCUGGUCAACCCUCAGGGACAGUUCCUGGUGCCCGUGGUCUUUGUCACCAACGCUGGGGACUGCCUGCGCCAGAAGAAGGCUGAGCAGCUGUCUCACCUGCUGGGGGUCCCAAUUUCCCAAGAUCAAGUGAUGAUGUCUCACAGUCCACUGAGGAUGUUCAAGCGUUAUCAUGAAAAAUGUGUCCUGGUAUCUGGACAAGGACCCCUUCUUGAUAUUGCUCAAGACCUUGGCUUCUGCCAGCCCAUCACCAUUGACACUCUGAGGGAGAAACGCCCUCUGCUCGAUGCAGUUGACCACGACAGAAGACCCAAUGUCCUGUCCCCAUCUGCUGUGGAGCUUCCCAAGAUUGAAGCUGUGGUGCUGUUUGGGGAGCCAGUCAGAUGGGAAACCAGCCUGCAGCUGAUCAUUGAUGUUCUGCUGACCAGUGGCUAUCCUGGAAACCCCUAUGGGCAGGAAAGCUACCCUCACCUCCCUGUGCUGGCCUGUAACAUGGACCUGAUGUGGGUGGCUGAGGCACAGUCCCCAAGGUUUGGGCAUGGAACGUUCAUGGUUUGUUUGGAAAACAUUUACAAGAAGAUCACUGGCAAAGACCUGAAGUACGAGGCGCUGAUGGGCAAACCCAGCAGGCUGACAUACCAGUAUGCAGAGCACCUGAUCCGGGCCCAGGCCCUGCAGAGGAGCUGGGAGCAGCCCAUCCAAACCCUCUACGCUGUGGGGGACAAUGUGAUGACGGACGUGUACGGAGCCAACUUGUACAACCGCUACCUGCAGGAGAGCUCCAGGAGCCACCCCAGAGCCCGCCUGCCAGCCAAGGCUGCUGCAGGCACAGCCCCUGCCCUGCUGGCACAGCAUCACCAGCCUGGCCCUGGCUGGGAGAGUGAGCUGGCUGCUGCGGGCACAGCCCCUGCCCUGCUGGCACAGCAUCACCAGCCUGGCCCCGGCUGGGAGAGCGAGCUGGCUGCUGCGGGCACAGCCCCUGCCCUGCUGGCACAGCAUCACCAGCCUGGCCCCGGCUGGGAGGGCGAGCUGGCUGCCGCAGCCGCUGCCCGCUGCAGCUCCGUGCUGGUCUGCACCGGGGUGUACGACCCCCACAGCGAGGUGGCCCUGCCCAGCAGGGACAGCAUCGCCCAGAACGUGUUCCAUGGGCACAGGGAUUUCAGCUUCGACCCUGCCUUGGUGGAGCCAGACCACAUCGUGCCUGACGUGGAUGCUGCUGUAGACCUGGUCUUCCAGCUGGAGAACUUUGCACCUCAUUGAGGCGACAGGAUUUCUUAGCGACCACUCAGUGCUGUGAUUUUCUUGCCCCAAACACACUGUGCUUUACAGGAGUGCCACAAGGUGCUGCCUUCUAAAUUUUUUAACCUCUAUUAGGUAUGCUUAUCAGUAGUACAUGUAGGUACAUGUGUGUGUUUAAUUAUAUAAAACAUCAAUAAUGCUUUUUAUAGUGCUUCUAAAUAUGUAAUUUAUGGCUGGAGUUACCCUUUACUGUCUUCCUCUUUGUUAUGUUAGGGACUUUAAUAGCAAUAUUUCAUAGUAACCUAUUCAUGUACUGGUACUUAAAUCCCUCCACGACAGCACCUCCUUUUGUUUGCUGGAAGAUUGAGCUUUUAGGUGUUGAGGACCUUGAGAAUUCCAGAUCGUGGUGCGGGGUCACUCAGUCCAUUCCACGUGGGCUGGUACAGAGCACAACAUGUAUUAAUGCCUGGCAUUCUGCAAGUACUGAACGCUCCCUUCAAUCAGAGUGGAGUUCAACCUGUUCCACUUUGGACUUGCUCUCAUCUGACCUGCUGCUGCCUUUCCUGGUGUCUGUUUACCCAUGUCCCUGGAGUUUUAUUGCUCCUCUCUGCUGGGUGAAGCCUUAAGUGUGUUGGAACUCCAUAGUCCUGGAAGGGAAGCAGCAGACCUGGGUGCCCUCUGUGGCCUUCUUGUCUUUCUAUAUUUUCUAUAUUCCUCUCCUCUCUCCUCUCUCCUCUCCCCUCCCCUCUUUUAGGAAUUUAGAACCUUAGAAAGCUUUAGCAGUUUUGUUUCAUGUGUUUCUGUGAGUUGGGACUUUACACUGAAUCAGUGACUACUGCUCAGCCAAAAAGUGCCUCCUAAUUUACUUGAAGCCUCAUACCACUGUGGUAAUUAACUGGCCUUUAAUGUAAUCUAUUUCAUCUCAUGUCAACGUUAUUUGUUGUUUGGUUCGUGGAUUUUAUAGCUGUUAGUUUAAAAAUUAAUUUAUUUUUUGUUAUUUUUGUAAAAUACUUCCAAAGUUUUCAUCCCAAAGAUGCCUUGGAAAAUAUUUGUGUUAUUUGUUAUAACACAUAAGCUUGGAAAACAUAACCCAAUUAAUUGUUUUAAACCAAAGUCAACUUACACACAAAGAUCAAUUCACUUAGGGACUAGUCAGGUUUUUAAGAUUGUUUGUUUUUCAAAUCAGAAAUUGUACAAACAAAACCUGGGUGUUUCUUUCUCCCAGGUUCCUGCAGGGCUGUCAGAAUGACUUCCUGGCCGAAUCCUGCCCUGCUCCUUGUCCCAGCAGCAGCUCUGAGAGCCCCCAGCUGCUGUGCAGUCAGAUUUUGUUGUGUUCCCUCUGUUUGCAGAGCACUGCAAUCCCCCUGCACUGUCAGGAUUGUUGAUUCAUUUCUUGUAGUGUUUCCUGAGCACUUUCAGUGUCUCACUGAAUGCAGUGUGAGGACACUGCUCUGAACAGUUCAUGUCCUGCUUCUUCACUGGAAAAGGAUUUACAGCAGCACAUUCUUGCCUUUUUAAUUGGUACAGUGAACAGAUAUUCACCUGUUUCUAUAGCACUUUCCUGUCAUACACCAAGUAUUUGCAAAGAACGCUGAAUCUAAGUAAAGAUUGUAAUUCUGUAAGGUCAGGGGGAUUUAAAGUCACAUUGUUUCAGUACUAAAACAUGUUGCAAAACUCUCUAAUUUUACCAGAAUGGGUGAAGCAAGGAAUAAAAAUGUUGGAAGUUGCUGAAGAACAGAAAAUGUUCCAUUUGUUUCUCCUUUUUUUCUCUACUAAGUGGACAAACACUUCAAAAGGCUCAUGAAAGAGCUGCAUAUAGACCUCUUAGAUCUCAUCCCUCAUGGAAACAUGAACAUAAAAUGCAUUUGUAGAAGAGGAAGACAGCCCCUUUUUCUCUGUGACAUCACCAGUAAAAUC